This is a messenger RNA of Exophiala aquamarina CBS 119918, 1059 nucleotides long. RefSeq lists its product as uncharacterized. The coding region runs from base 1 to 1059 and encodes 352 amino acids. Gene Ontology annotation, cellular component: membrane. The transcript is spliced from 2 exons. NCBI's taxonomy places the organism in Eukaryota, Fungi, Ascomycota, Eurotiomycetes, Chaetothyriales, Herpotrichiellaceae. The record is from RefSeq and is a predicted model, not a curated record. Gene Ontology annotation, molecular function: ABC-type transporter activity.
AUGGAGCACAUACUUGUCUACCGCAAAAUAAACCCCGCCGAAUAUAUGUUUGAAGCAAUUGGAGUCGCGCUAGGCUCGCAUAGCGAUGUUGACUGGUUCCGGACCUGGAGGGCAUCCUCUGAAUAUCAAGAAGUGCAUAGAGAGUUGGAACAGAUGAAAGUCGAAAGGUUACAACUAGCUUUACCUACCAUCGCCAAGACCGACUAUCGCAGCACCUUUCCCAGUGCAAUUUUGGGAAACACAGAAACGCGUCUUUUAGGCAAUACGAGCAAAUAUAAAGCACUCAUACUUUCCAGUAUUUUCGUUGAAUUGCCUUGGGCUACGAUAGCCUCGGCUGUGCUUUUCUUCUGCUGGUAUUAUCCCAUCGGGUAUUACCGGAAUGCGGAAUACAUGGAUUCUAUCUCAUCACGCAGUGGACUUCAGUUCUUCCUUGUCUGGGAAUUUAUCAUGUUUAGCUCAACUUUUGCGCACAUGGUCACUGCCGGUAUCGCAAUAGCCGAGACGGCAGGCAACGUUACGAACUUUUUCUUCUCUUUAUGCUUCCUCUUCUGUGGCGUGAUGACCCGACCAAAAGCCAUGCCUGGAUUUUGGAUUUUCAUGUUCCAAGUCAAUCCUUUCACCUAUAUUGUUGGGGCUUUUCUUGGGAAUGGUGUUGGUAAUGGACCAGUGGUCUACGUCGAGAACGAAUAUUUGUCUUCUGACGCACCACCUGGCUCGACAUGUGGAGAGUACCUUUCACAGUAUCUCGAUACUGCCAGUGGCUAUCUGAUUGAUUCAAAUGCUGUGGCUAGUCAGUUGUGUCCGAUUGACAACACAGAUACAUUGCUUAUGACCGUCAGCAUCUCAUUCUCGGAUCUAUGGGACAAUUUUGGCCUUACCUUGGUCUAUAUCGGCUCCAACAUUGUGGCAGCUGUUUUCUUCUAUUGGUUGGCGAGAGUGCUUAAAGGGAAGAGAUUUAUCCGGAAUGGGGAGGAACGCCAGAGUGGUGACGCUGUUGAUAUAAAAUGGGAAGAAGAUUGCCAUAAAGAUGCUAGAAAUGGCUUGAACAUGGAAGGCUGA